Molecule: messenger RNA, 4160 nt
Organism: Dalotia coriaria
Lineage: Eukaryota; Metazoa; Arthropoda; Insecta; Coleoptera; Staphylinidae
Exons: 13
Coding region: 207-4055 (1282 amino acids)
Molecular function (GO): FAD binding; oxidoreductase activity; iron ion binding
Source: RefSeq, a predicted model, not a curated record
CACUUCUACAUGCACGACACAAAUCUAAAAACACGUCAAACACGCUUUCAGAAUAUCAAUUAUGUUUUGUAUUAGGAUUUUUUGGGUUGAAUAUUUCAUAAUAUACUAGUUUAUCAGACAGGUUUCACUUAAUUUUAGUCACAGUUGUUUAGUGCUCAGGUUCAGUUGCAAAUACAACAUCAAAGGAAACACUUAAAUGUUAUACAAUGGCGGUUGUUCCUUUAUCAAAAAAAAGCAAACAUUUGGAGUUCACUCUUCAUGGAACUAAGCAAAUAGUUGAUACUAAAGACCUUAAACCGGAAACGACUCUCAAUGAAUACAUUCGCGAUUAUUUACACCUCACCGGCACAAAAUUCAUGUGCCGUGAGGGUGGAUGUGGUGUGUGCAUUGUUUCCGUCACUGCGAAGAAUCCACGAACAGGCGUUAAGGAAACAUUUGCAGUAAAUUCUUGUUUGGUUCCCAUUUUAUCCUGCGCUGGUUGGGACGUCACCACCUCUGAAGGCCUGGGCAAUCGUAUCGACGGCUUACAUCCGAUUCAACAAAAAAUAAUUCAAUUCAACGGUACCCAAUGCGGGUUUUGUACGUCUGGUAUGGUGAUGAAUAUGUAUGCUCUACAAGAAUCUGGAAAAAUGACUAUGGCUGAGAUAGAAAACUCUUUCGCGGGAAACAUUUGUCGUUGUACCGGCUACAGACCCAUUUUAUCCGCGUUUAAAUCAAUGGCAACCGACGCCGAUUCUAAGAUCUUAGGGGUUAUUCCAGACAUUGAAGAAUUGAAACUCUGCAAAAAGGAAAACUGCAAAAAGACAUGUCUUACUCCAUGUCAAGAACCGGAAACACCUCUUGUUUAUGAAUUGAAGCAGAAUUCAAAUGCACCAUAUGCUUCAAACUGGUUCAAGGUAUCUACGAUUAAAGAAAUUUAUGAUAUUUGGAAGGUAAAUGAAGAAAAAGACUAUAAAUUGGUUGCUGGUAAUACCGGAAAAGGUGUUUACUGGGACAUGGAAACAGCUAAUUACUAUAUUGAUAUCCGGGGAGUUGCUGAAUUACGAUCCAUCUCUCAUUGCACUAAUAAACUUGUUCUUGGAGGAAAUGUGACACUUACAGAGAUGAUGGAAACUUUUAACCAAGUUGGUAACAGCGAUGAGAGUUUUAAACAUCUUUUGAAAGCUGCUGCGCACUUAGAUCUGGUAGCAACCGUGCCAAUCCGCAAUAUUGGUACAAUUGCUGGCAAUCUAGCAAUGAAGUAUAAACACAAUGAGUUCCCAUCGGACAUCUUUCUACUUCUUGAAGCAAUGAAAGCUAAACUUGUUUUAGGAUACAGUGAUAAUGAGUUAAUCGUUACACCCCACGAUUACCUUAAUCAUAACAUGUACCAAAGGCUUAUCCUUCGAAUUGAAAUUCCCGCCCUCGAUGCAAACUACAAGUUUGAAUCUUAUAAAAUCAUGCCAAAAUCUCAAAAUGCACACGCGCAUGUCAACGCUGCAUUCCUCUUCAAGCUUACUAAUGAUAAUAUUGUUGAGGAAGCUAACAUUUGCUUUGGUGGUAUUAAUCCUAAUUUUGUACAUGCAACUUCUGCACAAACAUACAUCACUGGCAAACAACUUUUUAACAAUGGGAACAUGCAGACACUCUUUGACAAACUCAACGCUGAACUUGUUCCUGACUAUCAGCUUCCUGAUCCUACACCGGAGUUCCGCAAAUCUUUAGCUAUUGCUUUAACAUACAAGUGUAUAUUGUCAAUGGCUCCUGAAUCCAUUAUAACAACAAUUAAUAAAACUGGAGGAGAAAAAUUGGUAAGACCUGCGAUCUCCAUGGGAACUCAAGAUUAUAAAACGAAUGAAUCAAUGUAUCCAAUUGGAAAACCUGUUAAUAAGUAUGAAGCAACUGAUCAGGUCAGUGGCGCAACCAAAUAUAUAAUGGAUUAUCCUGAUUUACCAAAUCAAGUAUACGCUGCAUUCAUAAUGGCUAAAGCUCCAGCUGGAUCAAUUGUGAAAUCAAUUGAUGCUUCAAAAGCUUUGGAAAUGGAAGACGUGGCCGGUUUCUUUCAAGCUUCUGAUAUUGAAGAGUUAGGUGGAAAGAACAGUUUUAUUGCACCACCUGUUUUACCAGAGGAAGAGUUAAUGUUUGUGCCUGUCAACGGCAAGGUGCAAUAUUAUUUCCAACCUGUUGGAAUUAUUGCCGCCAAGAGUCAAAAACUAGCUGAGUUGGCCGCGGAUAUGGUUCAAGUUGAAUAUGUCCAUCCUACAACUAGCCCGUUGCUAACCAUCAGAGACGUUUUGAAUAACAAUGAAACAUCUAGAAUUACUUCUGAACAUGUUAUUGUAGCCAAAUACCAAGAUUUGAACGCACCUAACACUUUAAAAGGUAGGUUUGAUGUAAGUUGGCAGUACCAUUACCACAUGGAAACCCAAUCGGUCCGUGUGGAACCCGAUGAAGAUGGAAAAUUCAAUAUUUAUCCAUCAACGCAAUGGAUGGAUUUGGUCCAGUCGGGAAUUUCCUACGCACUCAAUAUUCCUGCACAUAAACUAAAUAUUACAGUCAGACGUUGUGGAGGCGCUUAUGGUGCUAAGAUAUCAAGGAGCAACUGGACUGCAGCUGCAGCAACACUUGUCGCACUGAAACUCCAGAAACCAGUCAAGUUCUGGCUUCCGUUCCAUGUUAAUAUGAAUAUUGUAGGAUGUCGAAAUCCUACCGCAAAUGAUUACGAAGCCGGUUUUGAUGAGAAUGGUAAACUCACAUUCCUCAACCACAAAAUCUACCACGACACUGGAUUACAUAUCAAUGAUUUACCCAAUUUGUCUAUGAUGGAUCUGCUGGUGAGCACUUACAAUAGUGAUUCCAUGCAAGUUGACUACAACUAUGUACGCACUGAUAUGCACACUGCCGCUUGGACUAGAGCACCUGGGACCACUGAAGUUCUUGCUAUGCUGGAGACCGUCAUGGAACAUAUUAGUUAUGUACUUGGAAAAGAUCCAGUGGACGUGAGGAUUGCUAACUUGAAUGUUACUCAACACCCGCUGAUUGGCACACUAAUGACUGACUUUUUAAAAUGGUCAGAUUUUCGUGCAAGAAGAGCAGCAAUUGAAACAUUUAACACUGAAAACCGUUGGAGGAAACGUGGUAUUGCCCUAGUACCAUUGGUUUACCAGCUGGCGUUUUCUUUGAAUUUCCAAUGUCAAGUCUCAAUUUAUCAAGCGGACGGCACUGUUGCCAUUUCACACGGAGGAAUUGAAAUUGGGCAGGGAAUCAAUACAAAAGCAGUACAAGUGGUUGCUUACACGUUGGGCAUCGAUAUGAACUUGAUUUCGGUAAAUCCGUCCAAUAAUUUUACUGCUGCAAACUGUAAUACAACGGGAGGAAGUCAAACAAGCGAAGCAAUAUGCAUUGCUUUCCAAAAAGCAUGUGAGAUUCUAAAGAAACGCAUUGAUGAUGCUACUGCUGAGGCAAAUCUUCCAGCAGACACUCCUUGGCCUCAAAAGAUUCAGAAUUGUUUCACUAUGGGCGUGGAACUUAUUUCAAACCAAAUGUGGAUUGAUGAUCCAAAAGAUUCCAAAUCCUAUCCAAUUUAUGGUAUUGCAGCCACAGAAGUCGAAGUGGAUAUUCUUACAGGUAAUCUAAUUAUCCAACGUGCCGAUGUAUUGGAAGACGUUGGCGAUAGUAUGAGUCCCAUAAUUGACAUGGGACAGUGUGAGGGUGCUUACAUUAUGGGUUUGGGAUAUUGGACCAGCGAGGAAAUGAUUUUUGACCACGAUGGUCAGAAGAUGACUAACCGUACCUGGACGUACAAACCACCUGGUUGCAAAGAUAUUCCCGUUGAUUUUAGGGUCAAGUUCCCGGAUGGUGUGCCCAACCCGUUGAGUCCAUUCAAAACUAAAGCUACGGGUGAACCUCCACUUUGUUUAGCAUUCUCUGUUGCAUUAGCCAUUCGGCAUGCAAUUAGAACCGCCAGGACCCAAUCGGAUCCCAACGCAGACCCAUGGGUACCAAUUAAUGGACCCUGCACGGUGGAAUGGAAUUUCAUGAACAGUCUUAACGAUUACAAACAAUACAAGCUCUAAUUCAACCUGUUUUUAACAACAAAAUGUACACAUUGUAACUUCACAUAUAAAAGCAAUUGUAGCAAUUAAUAAUCCUAACAAUAAAAUUAAAAAUGCACCCGACAA